Molecule: messenger RNA, 1002 nt
Organism: Monoraphidium neglectum
Lineage: Eukaryota; Viridiplantae; Chlorophyta; Chlorophyceae; Sphaeropleales; Selenastraceae
Exons: 5
Coding region: 1-1002 (333 amino acids)
Source: RefSeq, a predicted model, not a curated record
AUGUUGCAUGGCGGCACGGCAAGCGCGCCGCUGCCGCUGCACCUGCGCUGGCUGGAGCGCGUGCUGCCGCCCGCUGCGACAGGGCCGGCGUUGCGCGCGUUCUUCCAGUCGCUCCCCUCUGAGCUGUGCGGCCUGGGGACCCAGGGGAUUGCCUCACUGCCCGCCUCAGUCACCGAUGAGCUGUGCCCUCUGAAUCACAUUGCCAGGCUGGCAUGGGUGCCUCGGCUCGGCUACGCCGGUCUAACCAACGACGCCAGGAUCGAGAAGGCUGCCAGCAACCCUGUGAACCUCGGCAGUGCGCUUGCGCUGCUGGCGGCCGACAACACCACCGCAGCCACCAGGCUGCAGAAGCGAGUGUGCAAUGUGCUGCUGUACCCUCAGGACGCCUGCAACCUCACAGGCACAGCCAGCGGCGACGCCUUGGGCCCGCUGCACCACCGCCUGGAGGCGUCCUCGCAGAGCGGGCCUGCCGCGGCGGCGCAGUGGGUGGCACGGACGGCCGUGCUCGUCGGGCUUUCGCCCCUUGGGGCGGCGUUUGGCGCUAUGCCGGACGCGCUCUGCCAGGUGCCGCCGGCCAAGCUAGCGAAGAUCCCUCUUCAGAUUCGGUGGCAGCUGUGCCCGUACGACGUGGCUCUGGUGCCGAUCGUCACCCAAUUGUCCAUGGGCCGCGUGCGCAGCGGCGUGCUGCACGCGCGGCUGUGCGAUUUGCUCAAGCGCCCCUCCGAGGCGUGCGAGACCGGACGGUACCACGCGGACAACGCCACAGCGCAGCGCAUCCUGGAAUUCAAGUCCGAGGUCAAGGCGGACGCGGUGGCGGCCAACAUCAAGGGCCUGCGCGCGGCGCUGCCCCGCCUGUCGCAAGUGCCGCUGACGGCCGUGCUGAACGGGACUAUUCGGGCGGCGGCCACCGCCGCCCACCUCGCCAGGGGCAAGAAUGCAACCGCGACGCUCACCAGGGCCUGGUCGCACGAGCUGCAAAAAGCCAACUCGCAGCACCGAUGA